Messenger RNA from Morchella sextelata, 1446 nucleotides. RefSeq lists its product as uncharacterized. The record is from RefSeq and is a predicted model, not a curated record. The transcript has 4 exons. Lineage: Eukaryota; Fungi; Ascomycota; Pezizomycetes; Pezizales; Morchellaceae. Bases 1 to 1446 code for a protein of 481 amino acids. Gene Ontology annotation, cellular component: P-body; CCR4-NOT core complex; CCR4-NOT complex. Gene Ontology annotation, molecular function: nucleic acid binding; poly(A)-specific ribonuclease activity.
AUGCCGCCGGCACGAGCCAACCCCUUUGGCCCGACUAUGCAUGUCCCCUCCUCCUUCGCACAGCAACAGGGCGGACAUCCGAUGGGAGUAGGCGGAGGUGGUGGGGGAGGUGGGGGGGGUAUGCACAGCUUGAUGGAAACUAAUAGAUACCCGUCACAACAGCAAAUGUUCAAUGCUCAACAACAAGCCGCUGCCGUCGCUGCCCAAAGAAGCAACCAACAACAACAGCUACAAGCCCAACAGCAAGCCCAACAGCAACAAGCACAGCAACAAGCGCGGGAGCAUCUUCAACAGCAGCAGCAAAGUCUUCUUGGUCUAAUGGGUAGAGGCUCUUCAAUAAACGGUGGGAAUAUUCCAGCAGGAUUGGUUGGCAGGCCCGGUAUGGGUGCCAACAUGGGCGUUGGAGUUGGUGGGGGUGCUGUAGGUCUCGAUGGAAGGUCCAAUGGAGCUCUACCGCAAGGAGAUUCGCAGAUCAGAGAUGUCUGGGCAGAAGAUCUAAAUAGAGAGAUGGGGGUUCUUCGAAGCGUGGUGGAUAAGUACCCGUAUAUUGCUAUGGACACUGAAUUCCCAGGUAUCGUGGCUCGUCCCAUCGGUGCAUUCAAAUCCAAAGCCGACUACCAUUACCAAACUCUCCGAUGCAACGUCGACAUGCUCAAGAUCAUUCAGCUCGGAAUAACUCUCUCCGACGAGAACGGAGAACUCGCUAAGGUUGAUGGUACUGUCUGUACUUGGCAAUUCAACUUCAAAUUCUCUCUCAACGAGGACAUGUAUGCUCAAGAAUCUAUCGAUCUCCUCACCAAAAGCGGUAUCGACUUCGUAAAACAUGCCAACCACGGUAUCGACGUGUAUGCAUUUGGCGAUCUCCUAAUUUCCUCUGGUUUAGUAAUGCUGGAUGAAGUCAAGUGGAUUUCGUUCCAUUCGGGGUACGAUUUUGGAUACUUGGUCAAGAUUAUGUCCUGUAAACCGCUGCCAACGGAAGAAUCAGAAUUCCGAACGCUCCUUGGAAAAUAUUUCCCUGCACUCUAUGAUAUCAAGUUCCUCAUGAAAUCAUGUCGGUCAUUGAAAGGUGGUCUACAGGAUAUUGCGGAAGAUAUGUGCGUGGCGAGAAUCGGCCCACAGCAUCAAGCAGGAAGUGAUAGUUUACUCACCGGCAACAUCUUUUUUGAGAUGAGGGAUCGAUUCUUUGAUGGAAAGAUUGAUGAUUCAAAGUUUCUUGGCCAAGUCUGGGGUCUCAACGGUGCUGGUAUCUCUCCGCCAAACAUCAACGGUGCAGGAACGGUUGUCUACAACAAUGGCAUACCAGUUCCAUCAACACCAACAAACGCAAACGGAAACAGGGAGUCUACAUCAACGCCUACCGGCAACACAACUCCUGGGCAGGAGAGCCAGAACGCAAGGCAAACUCCUGGGACGCCAAGUUUUUACGGUAAAAUGGGGGGUAUGUAA